AUGGACCCUGGUCCAUCUAGUCUGUAUGGACCAGUCAGUACAGAUUCAAUUGUUUUUGUUGAAGCUAAACAGUCUGAGUUAUACUUGAAGCAAGUUACAUGUGAUGCUGAAGCAUAUGAUUUGUACAAUGAUUAUGCUUUUAAGUUUGGCUUUAGUAUAAGGAGGGCAAAAGUAAGAAAAGUUGGUCAAACUUCUGUUUGGCGGAGUAGGAAAUAUUUUUGUUCCAAUGCUGGUUUGAAAGACCAUUCUAAGAGUGAUGUUAGGAGAUUUGAGAAAUUGGAUGUUCGUACAGAUUGUAAAGCUUAUGUUGAGUUUAUUAUUGAUGAUAAGGGGAUUUGGACUGUUACAAAACAUUUUAUGGAGCAUAAUCAUGCCAUGAUUCCAUUAGAUAAGCGACAUCUUCUAAGGUCUCAAAGAAAAGUUAACCAACAUCAGUUGAAGUUCAUUAGUAAUAUGAAGGCAAGUGGUGUUCAUGUCACAGACUCUAUUCGUGCCAUAUCAAAGGAAGUUAGGGGUUCGCCAAAUCUUGGAUGCACUAAGAAAGAUGUGUAUAAUGCUUUAGGCUCUGAAAAGUUUAACAGACUUGAAGGUUUGGAUUGCAAUCAAUUCAUUAAAUACCUUGCUCAAAGGCAAGCUAAGGAAAGUGAUUUUUUUCAUGAGUUUGAAGUAGAUGAACAUAAUGCUCUCUGUUCAGUUUUUUGGAGGGAUGGGAGGAUGAAAAGUGAUUAUGAGUUUUUUGGUGAUUUGAUGGUAUUUGAUACUACCUAUAGGACCAACAAGUAUGGGAUGAUUUGUGCCCCAUUUGUUGGUAUGAAUCACCAUUGUAACAAUGUCAUGUUUGGCAUGGGCUUUGUUCUAGAUGAGAAAAUCCCUUUGUGUUUUUCUUCCAAUCAGUCAUUAAAUUAA
Messenger RNA from Chenopodium quinoa (quinoa), 906 nucleotides. RefSeq names its product protein FAR1-RELATED SEQUENCE 5-like. Bases 1 to 906 code for a protein of 301 amino acids. Lineage: Eukaryota; Viridiplantae; Streptophyta; Magnoliopsida; Caryophyllales; Amaranthaceae. The record is from RefSeq and is a predicted model, not a curated record. The transcript has 2 exons.